Mus pahari (shrew mouse) is the source of this 3691-nucleotide messenger RNA. It is a transcript of the gene Wfikkn1, whose product is annotated as WAP, follistatin/kazal, immunoglobulin, kunitz and netrin domain containing 1. The record is from RefSeq and is a predicted model, not a curated record. Bases 2000 to 3658 code for a protein of 552 amino acids. Lineage: Eukaryota; Metazoa; Chordata; Mammalia; Rodentia; Muridae. Gene Ontology annotation, molecular function: serine-type endopeptidase inhibitor activity; transforming growth factor beta binding; receptor antagonist activity. Gene Ontology annotation, biological process: negative regulation of transforming growth factor beta receptor signaling pathway. The transcript is spliced from 2 exons. Gene Ontology annotation, cellular component: extracellular region.
UUCUGCCACAGGCUCCAGCAUGGCUUUGCCUAACAGAAUGAUCCCAGGCUUUGUUAACUGACCCUGCUGACCUGCAGCCAUCCAUCCACUGGGUUCACAUUCCCAGCCACAAAGUAGCCAGGCCUGGUUACAAGCCACACUGUCUCCAGAGGUCAGAUCUUGGCCAGGCUAGACAGAGCCUUUACUCAUAGCCCAGGGCACACAGCUCUACCACAACAUCAAGGAUAUCUGCGAGUGGGACCUGCAAUUGGUACCUUUAGCAGGAAAUCAUCUAGCAGGUUACAGACUCUGCAGGCCAUGCUCACCCAUAUCUCAUACACUGGAAGGUAAAGCUGAGUGGGUUAGGACAGUUCACUUUAAAGUGGCCUUUGGCUCAGGUGUCACCUGCAUUUUUCCUUAGUUUUAUCCUGAGCCUGUCUGUGGCCUGGUGGUCCCUGCCCCCUCAACACCAGGAGCUGCCUCACCCACGGCUCUUUUGUAGGCAGCAGACACUGGCGCCUGGUAGCCAUCUCUUGAUCUCCUGACCAGACCAGGCUCUUAUUACCCUGCCUCCUGGGUCAGGAGGUCAGACAGAGGGUCACACAGACUUUUUCCUUCCUGUCUCUCAGAAAACCACUCCCUGGGGACCUCUGGAGCCACAGAAAGGGUUUGGAAAAGCAGAUUCCAGGCAGGGCCUUUGUCUUGCCACCAGCUUUGAUCUCCCUGCCCUCCCCCACAGUAGUGGAGCCUCUAGUUCAGUUAAAGAAUGGAUGCUGGCCUUCAUGGUGGGUUGUUGGGGCAAGGCUUGAAUGUCCUUAGAUCCCUGAGCAACACCUAGGAUGCUUGCUCUUUAAAAGAUGCACUUGGUCAUCCCUGAGACCCCCAUCUGUCUCACCCUGUGUGAUCAGCUGGGUGGCUUAUCUGUGCUCUUUUGCACUGUGUAUCAGUCAUUGACAUGAGACUGUCUAUGGCCAGUGCACAUGGGUCAUCUGCUUCCACCCAGAUAUAAGAUAGCCUUUUAAUUUAUUUUGUACCUACCUUGCCCAUUUGAAGGAUCUGAGUGGCACAGACCCUAGCUAGAAGCCAAGAGCCCAGUUUUAGAGAAACAGGUACAUCUGGGAGGAUGAACCCCGCUGAGUUGUGCCCUCAGCUGGUGAGAUGCCAAGACCUAACUUUUUUUUUUUUUUUCCCCUUUUGGAGACAGUAUGUUCUUAUGUAGCCAAACGGGCCUGGGAUUUGCUGUGUAGCUCUGGGAUGGCCUCAAUCUGGAUCCUCCCGUGUCCCACCUACCCAGUGCUGGGGUUACAAGUAUGUACCACAGAUGCCAAGCACCCCAGGGGUUUCUUAUUCCAUGCCAGUGGAAGAUGUGCCUUACCAAUAGUUAUGACAGGUGUGGCCCUUGUCUGCUUUGGAGGAAAAUCUAGACUAAUAGCUGAGGCUGGACUGAGUCCCUGCACAACCUCACUGAAUUAAGGGACUGAAGAGCAGAGGACAAAAGCCGAAAUUUACCAGCUCUGCUCCUCCUCCCUGAAUAGAGUGGGAGGGUCUUUAAGGAGACUUUGAUCCCUGUUGGGCUCCAGCUUGUAGAGGGAGGGGCUCAGGUUACAGCAUCCCCCUCCCUGAUUUGAGCUGGCCCUUCUCCGCCCCUUGGUGACCCUAGUGGUCAGUUGCUCUGGGCUUCAGGGCCUCUGGCCCCUCCCCAGCCCUUCCUCUUCUUCUCUUCCCAGUCCUAUGCUCACCAGAGCCUGAGAGCCACCCACAGUGGUUGGGAGAGGGUCAGCCAGUAUUUUGUGGACAGGUUCUGAGAGGCCCCAGAAUAACUAUUCAGGGUUCCAGAGAAGAGCAUCAUCUGUGAGCUCCAGCCUUGCGGGGUCCAAGAGGCACAGGACAGGGUCCUUUGAGGUAGGGGGUAGUGAUCCUGGGCCCAGGACCCUAUAGGUUGAAUGCCUAUAGGGAGUCUCAGCUGGUGGCCACACCCUCUCACCCCCUGGCCCUGUGGUCCUGUGGCCCUGUGGUCCCCAUGCCUGCCCCACAGCCACUCCUGCCUCUGCUCUUUGUCUUUGUGCUCAUCCAUCUGACCUCGGAGACCAACCUGCUGCCAGAGCCCAGAAGCCAUCCUGGCAUGUGUCCCAACGAGCUCAGCCCCCACCUGUGGGUCGACGCCCAGAGCACCUGUGAGCGUGAGUGUACCGGGGACCAGGACUGUGCGGCAUCCGAGAAGUGCUGCACCAAUGUGUGUGGGCUGCAGAGCUGCGUGGCUGCCCGCUUUCCCAGUGGUGGCCCAGCUGUACCUGAGACGGCAGCCUCCUGUGAAGGCUUCCAAUGCCCACAGCAGGGUUCUGACUGUGACAUCUGGGAUGGGCAGCCAGUUUGUCGCUGCCGUGACCGCUGUGAAAAAGAGCCCAGCUUCACAUGUGCUUCUGAUGGCCUUACCUAUUACAACCGCUGCUACAUGGACGCAGAAGCCUGCCUGCGGGGUCUCCACCUGCACGUUGUACCCUGUAAGCACAUUCUCAGUUGGCCACCCAGCAGCCCGGGACCACCUGAGACCACUGCUCGCCCAACCCCUGGGACUGCUCCCAUGCCACCUGCCCUGUACAAUAGCCCCUCAGCACAGGCAGUGCAUGUUGGGGGAACAGCCAGCCUCCACUGUGAUGUUAGUGGCCGUCCACCACCUGCUGUGACCUGGGAGAAGCAGAGCCAUCAGCGGGAGAACCUGAUCAUGCGCCCUGACCAAAUGUAUGGCAACGUGGUUGUCACCAGUAUCGGACAGCUAGUCCUCUACAAUGCUCAGUUGGAGGAUGCAGGCCUGUAUACCUGCACUGCACGAAAUGCCGCCGGCCUGCUGCGGGCUGACUUUCCCCUUUCCGUUUUACAGCGGGCAACUACUCAGGACAGGGACCGGGGUAUCCCUGCCCUGGCUGAGUGCCAGCCCGACACACAAGCCUGUGUUGGGCCACCUACUCCCCAUCGUGUCCUGUGGCGCUUUGACCCACAGCGAGGCAGCUGCAUGACAUUCCCAGCCCUCAGAUGUGAUGGGGCUGCCCGGGGCUUCGAGACCUACGAGGCAUGCCAGCAGGCCUGCGUUCGUGGCCCCGGGGAUGUCUGUGCACUGCCUGCAGUUCAGGGGCCCUGCCAGGGCUGGGAGCCACGCUGGGCCUACAGCCCACUGCUGCAGCAGUGCCACCCCUUUGUAUACAGUGGCUGUGAAGGAAACAGCAAUAACUUUGAGACCCGGGAGAGCUGUGAGGAUGCCUGCCCUGUACCACGCACACCACCCUGUCGUGCCUGCCGCCUCAAGAGCAAGCUGGCUCUGAGCUUGUGCCGCAGUGACUUUGCCAUCGUGGGGAGACUCACAGAGGUCCUGGAGGAGCCGGAGGCUGCAGGCGGCAUUGCUCGUGUGGCCUUGGAUGAUGUGCUAAAGGACGACAAGAUGGGCCUCAAGUUCUUGGGCACCAAAUACCUGGAGGUGACAUUGAGUGGCAUGGACUGGGCCUGCCCAUGCCCCAAUGUGACAGCUGUCGAUGGGCCACUAGUCAUCAUGGGUGAGGUUCGUGAAGGUGUGGCUGUGUUGGAUGCCAACAGCUAUGUCCGUGCUGCCAGCGAGAAGCGAGUCAAGAAGAUUGUAGAACUGCUUGAGAAGAAGGUUUGUGAACUGCUCAACCGCUUCCAAGACUAGCUUUAUGCAUAAUCCCCAUUCCUGCCCUCCUUC